This is a messenger RNA of Perkinsus marinus ATCC 50983, 1395 nucleotides long. RefSeq lists its product as hypothetical. The record is from RefSeq and is a predicted model, not a curated record. The transcript has 13 exons. Bases 25 to 1395 code for a protein of 456 amino acids. Gene Ontology annotation, cellular component: exosome (RNase complex); P-body. Lineage: Eukaryota; Perkinsozoa; Perkinsida; Perkinsidae. Gene Ontology annotation, biological process: mRNA catabolic process. Gene Ontology annotation, molecular function: 3'-5'-RNA exonuclease activity; RNA binding.
CCCGAUUGUUGUAACGUGGAUAAGAUGUCACGUCAACCUUACCCGGAAUAUAUCACCAGGGAGGAAGCCGAAGCAGGUCUGGCCGACGGGUCCUUGAUCUCAGGCCUACUUCAAGUAGUUCAGCAGACGCCGAAUGAUGCGUUUCUCCGAGUUAAACCUGAUCGGACCCGGGAUAUCGACGAUAAGGAUAAUGUUGACAUUUUGAUCAAGGGGAAAUUCGACCGCAACAGGGCGCUACAUGGUGAUGAAGUAGUUGUACGCUUGAAGCCUUCAGACCAAUGGGUGUCUAAAACGAGCGGCAUGCAACUCCGUAUUGCACCGGAAUUCAAAGAUUUUGGAAACAAGAAAGGCCCUGCACGGGGCCGUAGUUCAAGCAUCUCCUCUAGUGACGAGGAUGAUCUCGUGCCCACUAGAGCUGAUAUUAAACGGCUGGCCAAAUGCGAGGGUCGUGGUGAAGAUGCUGCUGUUGCUAAUGACAGCUCCGAGGAGUCCGAUGUCAGUGGGGAGUCUACGGCGUCGGUGUGCUACCGAACGGCGGUAGUUGUAUACGUCCUGAAGAGAUCUUGGAUGGGGCAUCCAUUUGUAUGCACGCUGGAGGCUAACAAGACGGGUGGUGGAAACAAUGGGGAUCCUCUUGAUGGAGCUAUUGAUGAGGAUCCGCUGAUUACGAUGGUACAACCAGGGGACAAGUUCAUCAGGGCGAAACCGAUGAAUAGGAGAUUGCCAUGGAUGCUGAUCCAGGUUAACGAUGUUGUAUCUCGUAUCUUGCAUGUGCCGGGUCCCUUGAAUGGGCGUAUGAUGAUACCGGUGCAGCUUAUGAAAUGGGGAACGAACUCGGUGUUACCGUUGGGGAAACUGGCUGGCAAGCCUUUUGGGUGUGCUGGUGACUUGGCGGCAGAGACGGCAGCGUGCCUGGAGGAGGCCAACCUUGAGCAUCAUGCAGCCGACUUCAGCCGGGAAAUCUACCAAGAGGUCGACAGGAUGGUGGCUGAUGCAGAAACUGAGUACAGGAGGGAAAUGCGACCGGGCAGCUCACGGAGAGAUCUCACUAAGAAGCGUAUCUUCACUGUAGAUCCAGCAACGGCUCGAGAUUUGGACGAUGCGAUAAGUAUUGAUGUAGUUGACGAGCAUACAGUUGAAGUGGGAGUUCAUAUAGCUGAUGUCGCUCACUAUGUGAAGCAGGGGUCCGCGGUAGACCAAGAAGCACAGAAACGAUGCACUUCUGUCUAUCUUUGUCACAGGAUGUUCCCUAUGCUGCCAGAAGGGUUAUGUGCGAAACUGUGCAGUUUGAAUCCGGCUGAGCACAAGCUGACUUUCACGGCAUCAUUCAGGAUCAACGUUGAUACAGGAAGAAUCAUCGGCGUAGAUGACGGAAAAGAUGUGUGUGGUUUGUGA